This is a messenger RNA of Meleagris gallopavo (turkey), 3127 nucleotides long. Lineage: Eukaryota; Metazoa; Chordata; Aves; Galliformes; Phasianidae. The record is from RefSeq and is a predicted model, not a curated record.
AUGGGGAAGGCAGAAAAACCCUGCCGUAUUCAAGAUGUCCCUAAGAACAAGGGAGGCCUGGGAUGUGAAAUAAUGGUCGGGAAUCCAGAAGUCUUUGCUUCCAUCACUAGGUACGUGAUCAUAUCCCGGGAGGAGAGGGAGCAGAAUCUGAUGGCCUUCCAGCACAGUGAGAGGAUUUACUUCCGUGCCUGUCGUGACAUCCGGCCUGGGGAGAAGCUGCGGGUCUGGUACAGUGAGGAUUACAUGAAGCGACUGCAUAGUAUGUCCCAGGAGACCAUCAACAGAAAUCUCACAACAGGAGACAAAAAGUUACAGAAGGAAAAGUCAGAAAAGAAUACAGAUAAUCAAGAGGACACAAGGGGUCCACUCCAGUUCACCAUGUUAAAGCAAGGGAAGAGCCCCUACAAGCGCAGCUAUGACGAGGGGGAAUCCCACCCCCAAACAAAGAAAAAAAAAAUUGACCUCAUCUUCAAAGACGUCCUGGAGGCUUCUUUGGAGUCUGCCAAAUUUGAAGAGAAACAGUUAGCAACAAGUACGCCACUUUCCACAAGAGCAACAUCUAAAUACCAGGCUGAAGAGAUCUUUGAGAGGUGCAGUGGUGCCAUGCAGCACCUCAGCAGAAACAGAAGCGAAGAGGAGUGGAAGGCCCCUCAUGGAUCCUCUUUGAGUUCUGCCAAAGAAGUGGGAGUCCUUGAAGACGAGGAAGAAGAACCUCUCUCUCUGAAAGCAGACAGCCCUACCGAGCUGUCAUUGGCUUCUGCAGAAGGCAACUCCCAUGAAAUUCCUACAACCUCUUUCUGCCCCAACUGCAUCCGGUUGAAGAAGAAAAUCCGAGAGCUACAGGCUGAGUUAGACAUGCUGAGAUCUGGGAAGUUACCUGAGCCAUCUGUGCUACCACCCCAGGUACCUGAGCUCCAAGAGUUCUCAGACCCCACAGCUUCAGAAAGUAUCAUCUCUGUUCCCACCAUCAUGGAGGAUGAUGACCAAGAGGUGGAUUCUGCUGAUGAAUCUGUUUCCAAUGAAAUGAUUGCUGCUACAGAUGAGCCUUCCAAGAUGUCUUCUGCGACAGGACGGAGGAUACGGCGGUUUAAGCAAGAGUGGCUUAAGAAGUUUUGGUUUCUGCGGUACUCCCCGACACUGAAUGAAAUGUGGUGCCAUGUCUGUAGGCAAUACACAGUACAAUCCUCUCGGACUUCAGCUUUCAUCAUUGGCUCAAAGCAGUUCAAGAUACACACAAUAAAACUUCAUAGCCAGAGCAACCUCCACAAGAAGUGCCUGCAGCUUUACAAGCUCAGAAUGCACCCAGAGAAGACAGAAGAGAUGUGCCGAAAUAUGACUUUGCUCUUCAAUACAGCCUACCACUUGGCACUGGAAGGCAGGCCCUACUAUGACUUUCGGCCUCUGGCAGAAUUAUUGAGAAAGUGUGAACUCAAGGUGGUGGAUCAAUACAUGAAUGAAGGAGAUUGCCAAAUCUUAAUCCACCAUAUUGCCCGGGCUCUUCGGGAGGACCUUGUUGAACGCAUUCGACAGUCUCCCUUCCUCAGCAUCAUUCUGGAUGGGCAGAGUGAUGAUGUGCUUGCUGACACAGUUGCAGUGUAUGUACAGUACACAAGCAGUGAUGGGCCUCCAGCAACUGAAUUCCUGUCUCUUCAGGAACUGGGCUUUUCUACAACAGACAGUUACCUCCAAGCAUUAGACAGGGCCUUUUCCAGCCUGGGAAUUCGAUUGCAGGAUGAGAAGCCAACUAUUGGCUUGGGAGUUGAUGGUGCUAACAUUACCGCCAGCCUGAGAGCAAACUUGUUCAUGACAAUCAGAAAGACUUUGCCAUGGCUUCUCUGCUUGCCCUUUAUGGUACACAGACCCCAUUUGGAGAUUUUGGAUGCAAUCAGUGGGAAAGAACUGCCGUGCCUGGAGGAGCUGGAAAACAAUCUGAAGCAGCUGCUCAGUUUCUAUCGUUACUCUCCCCGACUCAUGUGCGAAUUGAGGGUCACUGCUUCCACUCUGUGUGAGGAGACUGAGUUCUUGGGUGACAUUCGAGCAGUGAAGUGGAUCAUUGGGGAGCAGAAUGUGCUCAAUGCUCUCAUCAAGGAUUAUCUUGAGGUUGUGGCCCAUCUCAAGGAUGUCAGUGGCCAGACCCAAAGGGCAGAUGCUUCUGCGAUUGCCUUGGCCCUCCUGCAGUUCCUGAUGGACUACCAGUCAAUUAAACUUAUCUACUUCCUGCUGGAUGUGAUUGCUGUACUUUCACGCCUUGCCUACGUCUUCCAAGGGGAGUACCUUCUUGUGUCACAAGUGGAUGAUAAAAUAGAGGAAGCUAUUCAGGAGAUAAGUCGGCUAGCAGACUCACCAGGAGAGUACCUGCAGGAAUUUGAGGAAAACUUCCGUGAAAGCUUUAAUGGCAUUGCUGUGAAAAACCUACGGGUGGCUGAAGCCAAAUUCCAGUCAAUCAGAGAAAAGAUCUGCCAGAAGACCCAGGUGAUCCUAGCCCAAAGGUUCGAUUCCCGUAGCCGGACUUUUGUGAAAGCCUGUCAGGUAUUUGACCUUGCAGCUUGGCCCAGAAGCACUGAUGAGCUCAUGAGCUAUGGGAAGGAGGAUAUGGUACAAAUAUUUGAACACCUGGAGACAGUCCCAUCAUUUUCCAGAGAGGUUUGCAGAGAGGGAAUGGACACCCAAGGGAGUUUGCUGAUGGAGUGGCGAGAACUCAAGGUGGAUUAUUAUACCAAAAAUGGUUUUAAAGACUUACUCAGUCACAUUUGUAAAUACAAACAGAGAUUCCCUCUCUUAAAUAAAAUAGUUCAGAUUCUCAAAGUCCUUCCCACCUCAUCGGCCUGCUGUGAGAAGGGGCGCAAUGCCCUGCAGAGAGUGCGCAAAAAUAACCGCUCUCGGCUCACACUGGAGCAACUCAGUGACCUGCUGACAAUUGCUGUCAACGGGCCGCCCAUUGCCAACUUUGAUUGCAAGCGGGCACUAGAUAGCUGGUUCGAGGAAAAGUCGGGCAAUAGUUACGCACUGUCAGCUGAAAUGCUGAGCAGGAUGUCAUCUCUUGAUCAGAAGCCGAUGUUGCAGAGUGUGGACCAUGGCUCUGAGUUUUACCCCGAUAUUUAGGAAGGAAUGCCUCAGAUCAGAAAGC